UACAAUAACACAUAGGAUAACAUAGACUAACUUAUUUUUUUAAUACCGAACCGAAUUCGCAGGUGCACGCUAGUCAACAAUAACUUUACAGAAACAGUUUCCGAGUUCCAAAAAGAAACAAUUUUUUGCAUCUUUCACAGUACUUUAACGAUCUGUCAUUGAAAAAAUAAUAAAGAGCAAAGCCGAGGGGUGAAACCAGUAAUGAUAAAGAUUUGUUAUCGUGUUAUUUUCAUAAUAGUUACUUAUCCUUAUUCAUAACCUAUAUAGAUAAGACUAGUUUCAUGCUCAGAUUAUAAAGUGUCUUCUGGAUCGAAACAGUAAAAUGGCUUUCGUAGGCAAAGUUGUAUUUAUCAGUGGUGCAAGUUCAGGAAUAGGAGCAGCUACGGCCGUCGAAUUUGCUAAAGAAGGUGCAAAUGUUGUGAUUAAUGGCCGAAACGAAACCAAAUUAAAAAAUGUUUAUCAACAGUGUGAAGAAUACAGUAAAAAAACAUUAAUUGUUAAAGCUGAUAUAUCAAAAGAUGAAUAAGCAAAAGCAGCUAUUGAAGAAACGAUUAAACAGUUCGGACAACUUGACGUUCUAGUAAAUAAUGCAGGGUUUUCUAAAUCUGGAAGUAUACUUGAUGGAAACUUAUUAUCAAGUUACGAUUCUGUAAUGGCUACCAAUGUGAGAGGAGCGGUGCAUUCAACUCAGUUAGCAACACCUCAUCUUAUUAAAAGUAAAGGAAAUAUAAUAAAUGUUUCAAGUGUAGCUGGUAGUAGUUGUCCAAUUUUACCACAAAUUAUUUCAUAUUGUGUAUCCAAAGCUGCUCUUGAUCAUUUUACUCGUUGUGCGGCUUUGGAGCUGUCUGGAUUAGGUGUUCGUGUGAAUGCAGUCUGCCCCGGUCCUGUAGAAACAGAUUUUAGACAGAAUGCUGGACUGGGAGAAGGUAAUAGAAAUGUGCGUGCAAAUUAUACACCUUUAAAGAGAGUGUCUGAUUCAAUUGAGAUUGCUGAUUUAAUUUUAUUCUUAGCAAGUGAUAAAGCUAAAGGUAUUACAGGAUCUAAUUAUGUAUCGGACAAUGGUUAUCUGAUUAAAUAAAAAUACAAACUGCAAGUCAAUACUUAGGUU
This is a messenger RNA of Papilio xuthus (Asian swallowtail), 1108 nucleotides long. RefSeq lists its product as uncharacterized. The transcript has a single exon. Gene Ontology annotation, molecular function: oxidoreductase activity. The record is from RefSeq and is a predicted model, not a curated record. NCBI's taxonomy places the organism in Eukaryota, Metazoa, Arthropoda, Insecta, Lepidoptera, Papilionidae.